GAGGGGCUGGCCUGAGGCCAGGGAAGUGGUUUGGAGCAGCCCUUCUGGGGUCGGGCUGGCCUGGGGUCAGGCUCCAGGAUAUGGGGGAUGCAAGAGGCAGGCCUUGAGGCAGCCCUGAUGGGCAGGUUUGGGGGCAAGAACGGGGUAGGUGGGUGGAGAGAAACUUCCUGGGAUAUCAGUCUCAGAGGGGUAGCUACGUUAGACUGUAACUUAAGAAAAAACAAGUAGUCUGUAGCACCGUGGAGAGGAAUAUUCUCUCUCGCUGUCUCACACACACACACACAGGAGGGACAGGCACAGCAGAGUCCUCAAGAUGCCGGGAAUGGUGAUAUUUGGGAGACGCUGGGCUAUUGCUAGUGAUGACUUUGUUUUUCCGGGAGCCUUUGAGCUUUUCAUCAGAGUGAUUUGGUGGAUUGGAAUUCUUGUUUUCUACUCCGUUCACAAAGGGAAAUUUAACUGUACUGGAGGGGGCUUAUUACACAGCUACCUGCUUGUCCUCCUCAUUCUCCUGGCUGCCAUAAUAUGUGCUGUAUGUACUAUUGUGUAUGUCAGUAUGCAAGGAACAAUUUCUAACCCUGGGCCAAGAAAAUCUCUUCCUAAACUGCUUUAUACUCGGCUAGCUCUUUAUAUCCCAGAAUUGGUCUGGGCAGUUGUGGGAGCGAUAUGGGUAUCAGACACUGAUGUACGUUGUGAAAGGACUGUGGUAAAUGCCGUAUUUGGGACAGUUAUUGCAAGCUGGGUUAUCAUCAUCUUCACCGUCGUUGCUGUUUUAAUCGUCUUUGAUCCACUUGGGGGGAAAAAGACACUAUACCUGGCUGACAAUAUAAAUCGCAACUUGGAAAGUAGUCAGUCAGGCCAAUUGUUUUAUAAUGUCAAGAAGACUGCAACCAGAGUCUGGGAGACAAGAAUCAGGUUACUGUGUUGUUGUAUUAUGCAAGAUGAUGAUCACCGAGUGGCUUUUACAAGUAUUGCAGAGCUUUUCCGUGACUACUUCUCAGACACUGAUCUGGUACCUAGUGACAUAGCAGCAGGCUUGACUCUGCUACAUCAAGAGCAAGAUAAAGUGGAAAACUGCUCAAAAGAGCCUGAAGAAAUCCUAUGUCAUACUCCGCUAUCUCAUGUGACUGAAGAUUUGGAUAUCGAAUUAGAAAAUGCUGCUCACUACAUGCAGUUUGCUGCAGCUGCUUAUGGAUGGCCCUACUACAUAUACACUAACCCAUUUACUGCACUCUGUAAGCUUAAUGGUGACUGUUGCAGAAACAGCCCAACAGAAUCUGAUAUAAUUGGCGAUGAUCGUCUUAACUUUCACUUUGGAUCUAUCCUACAAAUAACAGGGCUCCAGUACAGAGAUUUCAUUCAUAUCAGCUUUCAUAACAAGAUUUUCGAGAUUCCAUUUUUUGUUGCUUUGGAUCACAAAAAAGAAGCUAUUGUGGUUGCAGUGAGAGGAACCCUGUCUUUUGAGGAUAUCCUCACUGAUCUGUCAGCUGAUUGUGAAGACCUGACACUUGAAGAUGUCCUGGAAAAUGGUUUUGUACAUAAGGGGAUAACUCAAGCUGCAAAUUACAUCUACAGAAGGCUAAUAAAUGAUGGCAUUUUAAACCAUGCUUUCACCACUGCUCCUGAAUAUAAACUAGUUAUAGUCGGUCAUAGUUUAGGUGCUGGAACAGCUUCCAUAUUGGCCAUCAUGCUCAGAAAGUCCUUCCCAACAUUAAGAUGUUAUGCCUUUUCUCCUCCAGGAGGAUUGUUGAGCAAAUCACUUGCAGACUACUCUAAAUGCUUCAUUGUGUCAGUCAUUCUUGGAAAGGACCUUGUUGCAAGGUUAAGCAUGCCCAACAUGGAAGACCUGAAGAGAAGGAUAGUAAGAAUAGUUGCCAAUUGUACCAGGCCAAAGUACCAGAUCCUGCUGCAUGGGUGUUGGUAUGAAGUGUUUGGAGGAGGUCCAGAUAACUUUCCAACUGAGUUAGAUGGUAGAAGUCACAAUACCCUAACCCAGCCUCUUCUAGCUGAAGAGAGUUUAAUGAUGCAUCGGUCACCUUCUUACAGUGCCCUUGGGGAUGAAUCUCCUCUAAAUGCACCACCCCGGUAUCCUCAUCUUUAUCUCCCUGGAAAAAUCAUCCAUAUUGUAGAAGAAACCAGCUCAAAAAGGUGGUGUUCUUCUGAUGUCAAAUAUACUGCAAGAUGGUCAAAAGAAACCGCCUUUAGCAAUAUUUUAAUAAGUCCCAAGAUGGUAACCGAUCACAUGCCAGAUGUUGUGCUGAAAGCCCUGAACAACUUGACUGAGGAAAAAGCAUCUUGUGUUACGUGUCAAACAGAUGGAGACUUUCACACCAACAUAGUAUAGCUAGAGGUCUAAGAACUUUUUUUUUUCUUUAGGCUUCAAGUGUUCAGGAGCCUUUAACCUCAGACUUAAGUGGUGGUGUGGGAUUUUGUUUGUUUGUGUUUUUUAACAUGCCUAAAAUAGAAACUGGGAAGGAGGGGGUGUCUUGGUCACUGUCAUAAUGCAAAAUUCAUUUUACUUUGCAGAGGUUCUUCAGAAUUAAACAUUACUGGCUAACUGUAAUUAAGAUGGUUAAAAUGAAACAGAAGCAGAUAGGAGCUUUCUCGAAAUGAAACAGUGAGCACAGUCUUAGCCAGUUACAUGUAAAUUACUGUACCUUUUAUUUGAUAGUUGGAACGAUUCUGUUAAACCAAGAACACAACUCCUAAGAAGAUUGAACUAGAGCAGAGGAACCAUAACACCUAAAUGCUAAUUUCAGGUCUGCAACAGACUUACUGUUACCUUGAGAAUGUCACUUAACUAACUUCGUGCCUCUGUUUCACAUCAGUAAAAUGAGAGUAUUAACCCCUCUUUGCUAAGCACUGAGAUUCAUGUUUGAAAGGUGCUAUGCAAAAGCACAAUAGUAGGAAAUGGGCAUUCCUAGUAGCAAAUGAAGAAAUUGUAAAUCUAGUAUGAAGAGAGGGUUAAAAAACUUUCUAUUUUGUUUCAAUAGCCACUCUUAAUAUGCACUAGUUACCGCAGGUAUUUUCAGAAGGCAUCUUAUUUCAUGGCAAUCAAGUAAUCCAAACAUUACAUAAUUAUAACAAUGCUGCUUGGAUACAUGUGCAAUAUUUUUGUAUCUGAUUUUAUGCAUUUAACUCCACAAUGGGGGAAUAAUGGCAAAAGAAAUUCUUAAGGGGAAUGGACCAUUGUGUGCUCACUACACCUGAGACUAAUGACCUUCUGACUCUUACCUUCCACACAUUUGAUUCCAUUGGAGUGUCUAAGAAAACUUUGUAUGUACCAAUUUCACAACUCUACCUUUUAAAUUGUUCAUAAUGGUGAAUGUCUGAUUAAACUUGGUUGCUUUGUACAGAGCAAGUGAUCUUUUUGUAAAAAACCAUAUUUUGCUUGACAGUCCCUUACUGUAUUUUUUAAGAAGAAAUGUAGCCUGUGUGUGUAUUGGAGUAGUAAAGUUUGUUUUGAUAAGGUGCAAUAAAAUGUCUACUUGAAAGUG
Molecule: messenger RNA, 3494 nt
Organism: Pelodiscus sinensis (Chinese soft-shelled turtle)
Lineage: Eukaryota; Metazoa; Chordata; Testudines; Trionychidae
Gene: DAGLB
Product: diacylglycerol lipase beta
Biological process (GO): neurogenesis; arachidonate metabolic process; diacylglycerol catabolic process
Cellular component (GO): plasma membrane; cytoplasm
Molecular function (GO): triacylglycerol lipase activity
Source: RefSeq, a predicted model, not a curated record